AGUGUUGCUGUGUCUCCCAGGCUUGCUAACUGCCAUUUGCCAAAAUUCUCAAGCAAGAAUGGAAUGAUCCCAGAGCGUUAUGUGAUGCCUUGGAAACAAGAUAUGAAGAACAGGAAGUUGAUUUUAAAGAAUGCAGAACUUGCUGGAAUAUAUGCUGGAGCUCUGGAAGACAGUCUGUUUUUGGAACACCGGGAAAGACUUUGCCAUGGAGAAGACAGAAAAAGCAUCCAAGAAAAAAUGCCUAAGGAGAUGUUAGUUGCUGAUAUCCCCAUAUAUUCUCAUUUAUCUAGAUACCAGUCAUCUGUCAUUGCUCUUGCAUGCAGGAGGAAACUCUGAACUGCUUUUUCCUCUUAGACUUAUAGCCAGGUUAGAACUGUGUGCACUAUAAAAUUUAAAUUGCA
Nothoprocta perdicaria is the source of this 401-nucleotide messenger RNA. It is a transcript of the gene SPMIP10, whose product is annotated as testis expressed 43. The record is from RefSeq and is a predicted model, not a curated record. NCBI's taxonomy places the organism in Eukaryota, Metazoa, Chordata, Aves, Tinamiformes, Tinamidae. The transcript is spliced from 2 exons. The annotation marks the transcript as partial.